Messenger RNA from Echinostoma caproni, 543 nucleotides. Lineage: Eukaryota; Metazoa; Platyhelminthes; Trematoda; Plagiorchiida; Echinostomatidae. The record is from the annotation of a GenBank genome assembly.
AUGGGCUUGUUGGACUUAGAUUUUUUCAAUGAAAUUCGUCGGAUGAAUAAGCGUCAAGUAUACUACCAAGUAUUAGUUAUAUGUAUGGUUGUCGCCUCUGCCUUGAUGCUAUGGAAAGGCUUCAUCGUAUUCAGUUACAGCGAGAGCCCAUUGGUUGUUGUAUUGAGUGGGAGUAUGGAACCUGCAUUCUAUCGUGGAGAUGUGCUUUAUCUCACCAAUUAUCCAGAGGAACCAUUAGAAGUGGGAGAUAUUGUCGUUUUCAAAGUUGAAAACAGGGAUAUUCCAAUCGUUCAUCGAAUCAUAAAAAUACACAAGAGUGUAAACGGGACAAUAAAGUUCCUCACCAAAGGUGAUAACAACCCAGUACACGAUCGUGGUCUCUACGCCCCUGGUCAGGAUUGGCUGUCGCCGUCACAAGUAAUGGUUCCCGCCAAUCAUGUUAUCAAUUCCGUUACACAUGUUAUUAUAUACUAUGGUUUGUUUUCAUUUGUCGGUUUAUCUGAUAGACAAUUAUUAGGGAAGAAAUGCACAGUGAUUAGGUAA